CUGAAAUAGAGACACUGAGCCAAGAAAAGGUGAAAAUGACUGAAGAAAAGGACAAGCUUGAAAUUCACUGCGAAAAACUGACUGAGGAAGCUUCCUAUGCAAAAGAGCUGGCUGCAGAUGCAGCAGUUGAGCUGCGUAACUUGGCUGAAGAAGUGACAAAACUUACUUACCAAAAUGCUAAACUGACUGCUGAUCUGGCUGCUGCAAAGGAGGCUUGUUGUAUAUCUAACUCCUUUCAAAGAUCUGCUUCAUUUGAUGUGAAGAAAAAUAGUGGCAAUGAUGCUCAACCUGAUGCAUGCUCAAGAAAACCCGACAAUGUAUUGGUGGGGGAGUUGCAGCAUGAACUUAACACAAGAUACCAAAAAGAAACUUCUUUGGUAACCGCAUUAUCUGAGAGUGAUGAAAUAGCAGAUGAGCUGCGGAAAAGACUUAAUGAAGCAAAGUGUCGUGAAGAAGAUCUGGAAAAUGAGCUGGCCAAUAUGUGGGUGCUAGUUGCAGAGAUGAGGAAGUCUGGCAUGAAUUAUGAGGACAUUUCUUCACAGGGGGAUCAUGUUUCUAACAAUUUGCAAACAGUAGUUGGAAAUAGAUUUUCUUCAUCUAAUGGUGUUUCCAAAAAACCAUAUGAACAAGACAACAAAUGUGGAAACAUGAAUGAGAAGAGUACAUUUGAAGAAUUAAAAGCUAAUUACCACAGAGAAAGGAGAAGGUGCAAAGAACUAGAAAGUUUGGUUUUGAGAUUGAAGGGAGAUGAUAUUUCUGGUCUCGAUAUCACUUCUCUUGAAGAACUUCAAAACCUUCAUGUUGAGGCUAUUACGAAGAUUUGCCAUGCGAAGGUGCUAUUUCUUUUGUUUGUUUUCUAUCUAUGGAUUUUGUAUAAUGCCAAUGCUUUCUAAUAUUGUAUGUUGCCACGUCUGAUUUACGAUGUAGCCAUGUCUCACAGUUUAUUGUGGGAUUUUUUUACAAUGUCGUGCGUUUCUUCUAUUGCAUCUUUUCUUUGCCCAGAGUUAUAACGUGUAUGGUCUUUGUGAUAUUUUUCUCUGUUAGAUCACUACUAGUCCUAAAAACUUAAGUUGUUAGUAAGAGUAAUCGUUCGGUCUGGAGGCCUGCAACCCAGCCCAAGGCAGGUUGGACUAACCUGAAUGGUACUUAGGCUUAGACCUGGGCCUGCUUGUUGGACUCAGUCCUGCCCGUUAGCCCAACUUGUUAGCCUGUGAGAGGCCACCUGAAAAGCCCGUCUGUUAGCCCGCUUCAUUUAAAAAAAAUUAUUGACUGUUGGGUACAUAUAAUAUAACAUAUAUGGUCAUAACAUAAUUAUGUUUCGGUUUGUUUGGUUUGGGUUUCUCAGCAGCAUGUUAAUACGUUCAGUGUCCUAAUUUUAAUGGAGAAACAUUUUGAUGUGGAUCAUUGCCAGUUUAUCUUUGGGAGAUCAAGAAAUUUAGCUGAAACAAGGCCAAUGAAACUUUAAAAGUGCAAGUGCUUGGUGAAAAUUUACAGAUUAUGAUUUCUUAUAAUGAGAAGACUGGAUCAUUUAUUUCUCCAUUGUCUGGUGGCCCUUUUAUUAUGGCAG
Camellia sinensis is the source of this 1567-nucleotide messenger RNA. Lineage: Eukaryota; Viridiplantae; Streptophyta; Magnoliopsida; Ericales; Theaceae. The record is from RefSeq and is a predicted model, not a curated record.